Limanda limanda (common dab) is the source of this 716-nucleotide messenger RNA. Its product is annotated as interleukin-1 receptor accessory protein-like. The coding region runs from base 1 to 435 and encodes 144 amino acids. The transcript is spliced from 5 exons. NCBI's taxonomy places the organism in Eukaryota, Metazoa, Chordata, Actinopteri, Pleuronectiformes, Pleuronectidae. The record is from RefSeq and is a predicted model, not a curated record.
AUGAAGCUGCCCUCUGUUGUAAAAGCCUUGGCAUCUCUGUGUAUGCUGCUUGCAGAUGGAUUAUCAGUGUCUGCGGAUGGAUCUCCACGCAUCAUUGGGGAAGAUCGAGUCCAUAUCAAAGCUCAUCCAGGUGAGCCACUGAUUCUUCACUGUGAUGCAGUUACAAAUAGUAAAGAUGGAGUGACGCUCAUCUACUGGCUCAUCAAUGGCUCUUUUCCUGAGGAUAUACCCAGCAGUGACAGAAUAGUAGAAUCAGAACAAUCACCGUUGGAGGACGGUACAAUCCUCCAGAGGAGAUUGCUGUUGAAGAACGUCACACCAGAGGACUUCAAAUCCAGCUUCACCUGCAUGGUGACGAGCGCUGUUGGAAUGGCCCAGAAGCAAAUAAAGCUCAGAAAAAUAAGAAAUAAAGGAAAGGAAAGGAAAGAACACUGAAUGUUAGUAACACCAAUGGGUUUCUAUUCAUUUAUAUAUUAACAGUGAAUCAACUUAAUCUGUGAAUUUUAUAUUAGCUGUUACACUGUUUGGUGAGAGCCAAUACAGACCAAACAGCAAUUGAAGUAUAUUAGUACCCUUUCUAUUUUACAGAGCAUUUUAUUGUGGAACUGAAUGUACCUUUGAUACGGUUGAAGUAAAGCAGGGCUAUCAUCUAUCUGCAGAAUAUAGAGAGAAUAUUGUUACACUGUGAUUUGCUAUGGUUCUGUAUCAUUCCUGUG